AACGGACCAUGAAUCUAAUUACUUGACGCACCCACUAAAACAAUCCUGGCGGGAAAAUGUCCGUGCAGUCCUUUCACUCUCGUAUAAAACCCUAAUUUCAUUUUCAUCACCCUAACGUUUCAUAUCCUCCUCUUCUCUCUCAUUUCAAACCUCUAUCUUGGUGUAUUCAAGUCGAUCUUACACUUUAAACGCUAUUAAUUUAUCUGGAAAAUGGUCUACUAAACUGUUUCGGGUAAGGGCCUCAAAUUUUGGAUUUUUUGGGUUCUCUGCUGCUUUAUUGAAAAACCUUAAGUUGCUAUUGACAAAUGGAUACUGCUUUUGAUGACGAGAAUGAGCAGACUAUAACCAUCGAUGAGUAUCUUAACAAGGUCGAAGCUGAGGAGUUGGAAGCGGAUUUGGUUCUGGGUGGAGAUGAGGGCAAAGAGUGCACUUAUACUAUGGGCUAUAUGAAGAGGCAGGCUAUUUUCUCAUGUCUGACGUGUACUCCAGAUGGGAAUGCUGGAGUUUGCACUGCUUGCAGUUUGUCCUGUCAUGAUGGCCAUGAGGUUGUGGAGUUGUGGACCAAGAGAAAUUUUCGCUGUGACUGUGGAAAUUCAAAAUUUGGGGAAUUCUUCUGCAAGCUUUUCCCAAAGAAAGAUGUUGAAAAUGCAGAAAAUUCAUAUAAUCAUAACUUCAAAGGUUUAUACUGCACUUGUGGUCAGCCCUAUCCUGAUCCAAAUGUUGAAGAACAAGAAGAGAUGAUACAGUGCAUUAUAUGUGAGGACUGGUUUCAUGAGGAGCAUCUCGUUCUUGAGCCUUCCAAGGAGAUUCCAAGAGAUGAUGAAGGGGAGCCUCUCUAUGAGGAUUUCAUAUGCAAGAAAUGCUCAGCAAUUUGUUCUUUUUUGACACUAUAUCCUCAGACUAUUUGGGCAACUGGGGGACAGAGUGGUGAUGUUACUGUUAAUACCAGUAAGGAUAAAAAUGUGUUAGAAGAUAUAAAUUCAGGCUCUGGAUCUGGAAAGGAGGAGAAUGAUGGUUAUUCUCAUGGUUCUUUUGAAGAGAAUAAUGAUAAUGGUGAUUCUGCAUCUGUUGCUGAGACAUCUGUUGUUGGAGAGAGUUCUGAGAAGAAUAUUGUAUCAAAUCAAAGCAUAAAUGAGGCCAACCUUCAGACUACUUGUGUUCUUGGAUUAGAUGCAGUGACUACUAUGCCUAUUUCAGAAAGCAAACCACUGUUUCUUUCCAAGAAUUGGAGGGAUAUCCUGUGCAGAUGUGAAAAUUGCUUAGAUAUGUACAACCAGAAGUGCAUAAGUUAUCUGCUCGAUAAAGAGGACUCAAUUGCUGAAUAUGAGAAAGUGGCAAAGCAGAAGAGGGAAGAAAAGUUGCAGCAGCAGGAGGGUGCUGAGCAGAACUUUUUCAAUAAACUGGGUCAUGUAGAGAAGAUGGAGAUAUUGAAUGGCAUUGCGGAUGUUAAGGAGGAAUUUCGAACUUUUCUGGAAUCCUUUGACUCAUCAAAGACAGUCACAUCUUCUGACGUUCACCAGAUAUUUGAAAAUCUUGCCAAGAAGCGUCGGCGUGUAUAGUGAUUUGGCUGCUGGUUUCUCAUGUUAUAAAUGUAACCCUCUUAUCUGUAGUUGGUAUUGGAGUUGAACCUAAAUCUAGAUUCUACGAUGUGCAGAAAACAUGCGAAGUCUUUGGCCUUUUCUAAUUAGAGUGCUUCACUUGUACGAACAAUCUUGCCUUGUAGAAGUAUGUGUUUAUUCUCCUUAACAUAACUUUGGAUAUUGAUGUAAGGAAGUUCAAAUAUUUCCUAACUGUUGAUGAACGAUUGGACGUGUCUUUUACCCAGGAAGUUCAAGAACUAAAUCCUUCUUACCUGCCUAA
Molecule: messenger RNA, 1860 nt
Organism: Jatropha curcas
Lineage: Eukaryota; Viridiplantae; Streptophyta; Magnoliopsida; Malpighiales; Euphorbiaceae
Product: PHD finger protein-like protein
Cellular component (GO): cytoplasm
Molecular function (GO): ubiquitin protein ligase activity; zinc ion binding
Source: RefSeq, a predicted model, not a curated record